This is a messenger RNA of Acaulospora morrowiae, 1023 nucleotides long. NCBI's taxonomy places the organism in Eukaryota, Fungi, Glomeromycota, Glomeromycetes, Diversisporales, Acaulosporaceae. The record is from the annotation of a GenBank genome assembly.
AUGGGAAGACUGUCAAAGAAACAACAAAAGAUUUUGUCACCAAAUGAAACUCCUGCCCCUUCUUCCACGUAUGAAAAAUAUAAAGAAUUAAAACGGAAAUAUAAAGAAUUAUCCAAGGCAUGUAACAUUCUAUACGUUACUUUGACCAUAGAGUUUUAUGUAAAACUUACGAAAUGCAGGAGCGAAAGGGAUUGUAUAUUGGAACAAAUGGUAGAUUCCUUCUCGGAGCCGGAACCGAAAAGAUUAAAGUUCAAUGCACCAGACAACUUCAUUAUCGACAACAGUUAUAAUUCCUUUUCAAAUAGUUCCAAACACGACUCUCUCACGAGGAAAGUUAAGGUGGUGAAUGAUGUUCAACAAAAAUCAAAAAAAACAACUAAGAGUAUAAGGCGCAGACAAAGUCGUUCAAUCGUGAGGAACAUGAAGGCCCAUCACGUCGACAAGGAUGAGAACGGUAAUCACAUUCUUCCAGUUGAGGUUGGAUUACACACCGUGUUGAAUCUCGGAACGAUCGUAUACGAUCGUGUAUCCUUUCACAAUGAUCGAUACAUUUACCCGGUUGGUUAUUCCGUACGAAGGCCGUAUCUUAGCAUGAUCGAUCCUUUCAAAAACACUAUAUAUACCUCCAAGAUCGAGGAUGGCCGUGAAGGACCAAAGUUUAUCGUUCAAGCUGAUGAUGCGCCUGGUCAACCGAUCAUAGCUUCGAGUGCGACUGGAGCUUGGACACCAGUAAUCAAACAAGCAAACAGUAUUCGUAAUAGGAAGCAUUCGAAUGCUGCAUCCGGUCCGGACUACUUUGGAUUGUCACAACCUACAAUUCGAAAGAUGAUACAAGAACUACCAAAUUCUGAGAAAUGCAAGAAUUAUAUAUUUCAAGAAUUCGAAUUACACCACCCAAGUAAUAACGGUCGUGGAAAGCCAAAUCGCAAGAAGAGCUCUAAAAAGUACUGGGAUGGGUUAUUGAAGGGAAAUGAAGACUUGACACGCGUCUCUGUUUCCUCUUGGCGCCGACAGAUUGGCUAA